UUGGCCACCCACAGAUCGAUAAUCAAAGUUUAUUAUCCCUAAACUUUGAUUAGUUUGUACUUUCCGGAGGUCAAAAACAUAUUUUUCAUAAACGACUGCAAGAACAAGUCCCCCGUUUUGCAAAAAUAGACUCUAGUUUAUUCGAAGACAAUUGGCUUGAAUAAAAUCUCCAAUCGGGGUUCGCACCUUGUUAGUACCGCCAUUAGUCUCCCUUUACACUCGCUGAUUGGUGAUUUACAUUUACGGCCAAAUAACAUCUUUACUGCUGUUUGCCGAGGCUGCAGAGGGGAACUGGGUCAUUGGAUAUAAAAGCCUCGGAGUUUUCAGACUCWCUCCAGCUCCAAGUUGCGAAAUCUACUCAGGGUCCUACGAUGUUCGUGUUCGCGCUCAGUUUUGCCGCUCUGCUGUGCGUCACCGCAGCGUGGCCUGCGCUCAGCGGCCGGGUUAAUCAUUUCCCCUCAGAGGGCGAGUCAGAGGAGGUCCGCUCUGCCGCCAUCAAGAGGCUUCUGGAGGUUUUUGGGAUGGAGGACCCUCCUGCUGUCCACGGACACAAACAGCCUCCGCAGUACAUGCUCGAUCUGUACAACACGGUGGCUGACGUGGACGGCGUGACCAAGGAUCCCUACCUGCUGGAGGGGAACACUGUGCGCAGCUUCUUUGACAAAUUGCGCAGUGAACAGGUGGAGUUCAAGUUCAAUUUGUCAACCGUAGCAAGGAGUGAGAAGGUCCUCACUGCAGAGCUGCAUCUCUUCAAGCUGCGUCCUCAAGGAACCCUCACAUUCAACAGACAUCACUUCUGCCAGGUCAGUGUUUAUCAGCUGUUGGAUAUCGGUAAAACUAACAGCACACAGAUGAAGAAGUUGCUCUCUUCUCGACUCAUCCCGAUCCAUUCAGCUGGUUGGGAAGUGUUCACGGUCACACAAGCUGUUCGCUCCUGGGUGGCAGAUGAAGGCAGCAACCUGGGGCUUCAUGUGGUGGUUAGGACGCUGGAAGGAAGCCAGACGGACCUGAAACUGAUCCACUUUGCUUCAGGACGCCACCACCACCAGAGCAAACAGCCCAUGCUCGUGCUUUUCACCGACGACGGGCGCCGCUCUGCGGCACUCGAGAGCACAAAUCCCCUUGAGGCCAUCCCCACCUCCUUCCUCCCCCAAACUCAGGUGUUAGUCAAAUCCUCCCGCACUGCUCGCUCCUCGCACUACAGCGAGGAGGAAGGCCGGUCCAAGCCCUGCCAGCGCCUGCCUCUGUAUGUGGACUUCGAGGAGAUCGGCUGGUCGGGCUGGAUCGUGUCUCCCCGCGGCUACAACGCUUAUCACUGCAAAGGGUCCUGCUCCUUCCCCCUGGGUCAGAACAUGAGGCCGACCAACCACGCCACCGUCCAGUCCAUCAUCAACGCCCUGAAGCUGAUCCGAGGAAUCGAGACGGCGUGCUGCGUGCCUGACAAGCUGUUUUCCAUCAAUCUGCUGUACUUUGAUGAUGAUGAGAAUGUUGUGUUGAAGCAGUACAGCGACAUGGUGGCCGGAAGCUGCGGCUGUCACUGACGUCGUCAAGUCUCUGCUGUUGGACUGGGCAGAUUUAAUUUUCACUUUCAUCAAUCUUGUUGCCCUUUCAGUGUUCACUCGAGAGUAAAUGUUCUGAGAUCUACAAAUAACACUGUAAUAUAUGUAAAUAGACACAUAAAUUAUAAUAUAUGACUCUGCUGGAAGAGAUAACCACAAAAUGUGUAAAUAUGAAUAUGUUAUGUUUUUCUGAUUUUUAUUUUUUUWAAAUGGUAUCACUUUAAGCUUACUUGAACU
Poecilia reticulata (guppy) is the source of this 1796-nucleotide messenger RNA. RefSeq names its product anti-dorsalizing morphogenic protein (gene admp). NCBI's taxonomy places the organism in Eukaryota, Metazoa, Chordata, Actinopteri, Cyprinodontiformes, Poeciliidae. The record is from RefSeq and is a predicted model, not a curated record. Gene Ontology annotation, cellular component: extracellular region. Gene Ontology annotation, molecular function: cytokine activity; growth factor activity.